Polyodon spathula (Mississippi paddlefish) is the source of this 1376-nucleotide messenger RNA. RefSeq names its product rho GTPase-activating protein 29-like. The record is from RefSeq and is a predicted model, not a curated record. Lineage: Eukaryota; Metazoa; Chordata; Actinopteri; Acipenseriformes; Polyodontidae. Bases 1 to 1008 code for a protein of 335 amino acids. The transcript is spliced from 7 exons.
AUGUCAUUCACUAUUGCCUCCCGUGUUGAGAGCGGUUUCCCCCCGGGAGCACAGGACCCCGUCCCGUUCGAGAUUAGCACCUCACCCGGGCAGGACGCCGCAGAGCCCGAAGGCAGCGAAGAGGAGGCUCCGGGCCGGUUGUUUGCGGUUCACGGAGAGGAUGUCUUUUUGUAUCCCAUCUCCGACGACUUGGUCUGGAUUACCAGGGAACUGAGGACCAUUCAAGAGAGACUGCAGCAAUUCCGAAAGAUCUGCACAGACAGUGAUGACGGGGACUGCUGUCCGUCUCAGGCCCAGGUGGAGCUCUCUCUGCAGGGCUUGUUAAGCUCUCUUGAGCCCCUUCUCCAGAGGUACCCGGCUGUCCACUCCCAGUCCGUCCGUAGAGCCAUCGCCGCUGUCCGCGACUCCGCCAACGAGCUGAAUUGUGAAGCCAGAGGCAAGGAGAAAUGCAAGAGAUACAGCGAGAUCUUCAGAGAUUUCGACGCCCUGGAGAUCUCCAUUGGGAACUCGGUGGUGGACACACUUCUGGGGGACGCUGACACCCAGUCAAUAUCCACGACGGCCUCCUUGGAGACGCAGGACACAGACGAGCUGCCAUCCGAUGAAGGUUUCUGUGUGGAGUACAGGAGAGACUCUGAGGACAAGGAACUGUCUAUCAUUACAGCUCAGAAUGCCGACGCUGCUUUGCUGCGCAGCGAGGGGGGCGUGGAGACCGCGCUGCUCUACGCCAAGCUGUGGUGCAAAUAUGCUAAGGAGCUGCUUGCCUGGAUGGAGAGGAGACUCAGUCUGGAAUUGGAUUUUGCCAAAAAUAUCAUUAGAACUGCUGAGGCCGCCAAGUCAUCUGUUGCUUCACAGGUAACAGAGAGACCACACAGACUCCAACAGCCCUCCACGCUGUCACACUGUACCAGCAGAGAGACCAUCCUCACCCUGAACACCACACAGACUCCAACAGCCCUCCACACUGUCACUGUCACACUCUACCAGCAGAGACCAUCCUCACCCUGAACACCACACAGACUCCAACAGCCCUCCACACUGUCACACUGUACCAGCAGAGACCAUCCUCACCCUGAACACCACACAGACUCCAACAGCCCUCCACACUGUCACUGUCACACUGUACCAGCAGAGAGAUCAUCCUCACCCUGAACACCACACAGACUCCAACAGCCCUCCACACUGUCACUGUCACACUCUACCAGCAGAGACCAUCCUCACCCUGAACACCACACAGACUCCAACAGCCCUCCACACUGUCACUGUCACACUCUACCAGCAGAGAGACCAUCCUCACCCUGAACACCACACAGACUCCAACAGCCCUCCACACUGUCACACUCUACCAGCAGAGACCAUCCUCACCCUGAACACCA